Messenger RNA from Moneuplotes crassus, 1103 nucleotides. The record is from the annotation of a GenBank genome assembly. Lineage: Eukaryota; Ciliophora; Spirotrichea; Euplotida; Euplotidae.
AAAUAAUUUUAGAGUAAGAUAAAAUGACUGAUAAGGUCACAGCUAUAUCUUUCAACAAAGAUGGAUCCCAGGUAGCAAUCUGUACAGGGGAGAAAGAGAUAUUAAUUUAUGAGACUAAAGGUAGCAAGAAGUUCGCUGAUUGGGAACAAAUCCAUAUCCUCAAAGAGCACACCCAGAAAGCUGCUGUCAUCGACUGGAACCAUGAGACUGGCCUCAUCCUUACAGGCUCUUAUGAUAGAAGCAUCUUCGUCUGGAAGUACAGCGAUGAACAUGCCAAGUACCUGCCUCAGAUGGUUAACAUGGAUGAGAAGCUGGCCAUCCUGGACGCCAAGUGGAACAGACAAGGCACCAAGUUCGUCGUCGGAACGAGCUCCAAGCGCAUUUACGUCGGCACCUACAGCGCGAAGCACGGCUGGUGGGCCACCGGAGAAAUCAAGAAGGAGCACAAGUCGAGUGUGCUGGCUGUGGAGUUCUCACCGAAUGGCAGAGUGAUUGCAUCAGUGAGUUUUGAUGGAACCUGCAAAAUAUUGUCAGCAUACAUGAAGGAUGUAGAUGAGGAAGAGACAAAGACACCGUUCGGAGAUGUCACUACCUUCGGAGAAUGCCUAGCUAAAUUUAAGUGUCAAUUCUGGCUUAAUCAUGUAACUUGGUCUCCAUCAGGAGAUAGUAUUUGUUAUGCUUCUCAUGAUGGAACUCUCAACUUCUGAGAUGUGUCCUCAGGAGAGAAAGGUAAAAUCUUCAAAUAUACUCACAAGGGAUUACCUUUCUCCAAGGGAAGAUUUAUUGGAGAUGAUAAAUUCCUUGCAGUAGGAUACGACAAGGCACCCUUCCUUUUCAAAAAGUCUGCUGAUAAAUGGAGUCUAGAUAAAGUGCUUGAUAAAGGAUUUGAUAAAUUUAAGGAUUUCUCUGCUAAAGUCGGCUCUAAAGAUUUCUUCGCAUUAAGAGAAGUUGAAUCUGAUAUCAAGAUUGAUGAUAAGUUUAAGAUGAAAGAGAGGGAUACAAAACAUGAGAAUACUAUCCAGUACCUCGUACCUUACGGUUCCGGUGAGCUCUGUACUUGUGAUGAUAAUGGGAACAUCUUUUUCUGGAAAGUAUAAUCUGUU